Chionomys nivalis (European snow vole) is the source of this 996-nucleotide messenger RNA. RefSeq names its product olfactory receptor 5AL1-like. The transcript is spliced from 2 exons. Gene Ontology annotation, cellular component: membrane. The record is from RefSeq and is a predicted model, not a curated record. Gene Ontology annotation, biological process: G protein-coupled receptor signaling pathway; sensory perception of smell. Gene Ontology annotation, molecular function: odorant binding; G protein-coupled receptor activity; olfactory receptor activity. NCBI's taxonomy places the organism in Eukaryota, Metazoa, Chordata, Mammalia, Rodentia, Cricetidae. Bases 1 to 996 code for a protein of 331 amino acids.
AUGAGCCAAAGGAAGACAGGCUUGAAGGUGCCUUUCACAGGAAAAUCUGUACAGUCUAGGGCCGAAGGCAACACUUCCGCGGUGUUUGAGUUCAUCCUGGUGGGACUGACAGAUGACCCAGACCUUCAAGUCAUCCUGUUUGCUGUAUUUCUCGUAAUCUACUUAGUUAGUGUCUUUGGAAAUCUAGGACUGAUUGCAUUAAUCCAAGUCAGUCCUCAGCUUCACACCCCCAUGUACUUUUUCCUCAGCCACUUGGCUUUCGUUGAUUUCUGUUAUACAUCCUCAGUUACCCCAAACACAUUUGUAAAUUUUCUUCGAGAAGUCAGAAGUAUAACCUUCUAUGCAUGUGCCACCCAGGUGUGCUGUUUCAUCACGUUUGUUGUUUGUGAGAUGUACUUGCUGUCAAUCAUGGCCUAUGAUCGGUACGUGGCCAUCUGGAAUCCUCUCUAUGCAGUCCUCAUGGCGAGGAAGCUCUGUCUCCAGAUGAUCGCCAGCACCUACAUCUAUGGAUUCACUGUUGGGCUUGCACAGGCAGUGGCAACCUUCCGCUUGUCUUUCUGUGGCUCCAAUGUGAUCAACCACUUCUACUGUGAUGAUGUUCCCUUGGUUGCUCUGGCCUGUUCUGACACUCAUGUCAAGGAGCUGAUGUUGCUAGUCAUUGCUGGCUUCAACACCUUUUGCUCUCUUUUGAUUGUGGUCGUUUCUUAUGUCCUCAUCGUCUUUGCCAUCCUGAGGAUUCGUUCUGCUGAUGGAAGAAGGAAAGCCUUUUCUACCUGUGUGUCCCACCUGACCUCGAUCACCAUAUUUUACGGGACAAUAAUUUUUAUGUACCUGCAGCCCAAGUCAACUCACUCUCUGAACACAGAUAAAUUUGCUUCUGUGUUUUAUGUGGUAGUUAUUCCUAUGUUAAACCCACUAAUAUACAGCUUGAUGAAUCAGGAAGUCAAAAGUGCCUUGCAGAGAAUUACUGAUAAAUUGACUUUGCCCACCCAUUAA